GUGUCGCGUCCUCCGCUCGGCGGAGCAGGAGCGCUACACUUGGCUUGGAGCUGCGCCCGGGCGCGCCGUAGGAAGAGCGGCCGCGUCCCCCGAAUUCUCACGACCCCCGGACCUCGUGGCAGGAAGGACGCAGGUUAACCAUCAUGAGAAGAUUCCUGGUGACCUGCUGGAUAGCAGUUUUCCUUAUUCUGCUACAAACCAAUAUCUCCCUUUCUAAAAGAGGAAAGAACAAACCAGGUGGCUGGAAUCCUGGGAGCCAUCGUCAGCCUGGCGGUUAUCCACAGCAACCUGGCUACCCACAGAACCCUGGUUAUCCAGGAGGAGGUUAUCCCAGAAACCCUGGCUACCCACAGAACCCCGGCUACCCAGGAGGAGGUUACCCCAGAAACCCUGGUUACCCACAGAACCCUGGUUAUCCAGGAGGAGGUUAUCCCAGAAACCCUGGAUACCCUGGAGGAGGCAGCUGGGGUAGUUAUAACAGUAAGCCAUGGAAGCCCAAGCCACCCAAGCCUAAGAUGAAACACAUGGCAGCAGCGGCAGCAGGAGGUGCUGUAGCAGGUGCUGUCGGUGGCUACCUCUUAGGCAGCGCCAUGUCCAAUAUGCAUUUCCGUUUCAACAACUAUGAUGAGGAACGGUGGUGGUACGAAAACCGAAAUCGUUAUUCCGAUCAGGUUUACCACCCAAAAUACGAACCGUCCAUGUCAAGAGAUGUCUUUGUGAGAGACUGUGUCAACGUCACUGUGAGAGAGUUUACUGAAUCCUCUGGGAACCAAACAGCAGAUGAAAUGGAAAGGAAGGUUGUGACCCGAGUGGUACACGAAAUGUGCACAGAACAGUACCGGUUGGUAUCAGGCGUUGCUAUCCUUCUUGCUAACCCUUCCAUGCUUAUGAUCAUCACAUUUGUCAUCUGUUAUCUGAUACACUGAGGAGGCCAGAAGGAAUAAGAUAAAAACAAUCUUUUUCGUGGAGAACAUAUUCUUGCUUAUGCAUCUCUUUGAUGGGAGCGUCUGUAAGAGCUGUUGCAUCUGCUAAGUGUUAAUGAACAUACACACUGCCAAGUGCACAUCCUCCUUCUAGAGCUGUCUUUAAUUCUGUAUCUAGUGGAACAAAAUCAGCUGGACAGGAAAGAGACCAAGGUGUUGUUUUGUAAGGUGUGGAGAACAGGUAACAAUCCAGCCAUCUUCAGAGCUAAUUCAUCCUAAUUUAACACAAUAUAAGCAUAACAAGCCUUCCUUUCCAGUGUCUCCUGGUUAUGUGAACUCCUCACUGAAACUACUAGCUUUUUGAGCGUUUCUUGUAAUGAUAAAUACAGUUUCACUUUCUGAAUGCAGGAGACUAAUUUUUGAGUAGAGUCAAUAGCGUCCCAGAGGGUGACUCGAAAUUACACAGUACAGGGUGGGGGGGGGGAUUUUCACACUUGAUCCUGUUGUGAAAUAUGCAAACUAAACAAAGUGCAAGGCAAAAGUUGCUUGGAAAAACUGCCUCAGGGCCUAACACAGAAUACUGACUAAAUAACAUGAGAAGCCAUUUUGGUAUUCCUGUUUUUGUUCAGAUUCCAGAAACGGCCCUGUUAGAUUUGACAGCAAGGAGGGAAAAUGUGGUUGGAGUUUCAGGGACCAGGGUGCCCUUCCACAAAGACAUGCCCUAUGCUCCUGGUUUCACAUUUUAGCAAACAUGGCUGCCAUGUGGAAAAUGGGCUUCUUGGUGAGGUCUGUUCAUGCACAAUGGGACUCAUGAUGACUUAGGCCCAUGCAUCUUUUUUGUGUGAUGGCAUGCAUAACCUGCAGAAACUUAUAUAAAUUAAUGACAAGAAUCGCAGUAAAGCAAGCAAGUGUAGAGGGCAAAGCCCAGGAGCAAAAUUUUGAGCGUAGAUGAAAAAAUAUACUCCAGAUUUCUAGAAGGCGAUUUCAGUGCUGAGAAAAUGAGACCCAAACAGCAAGAGGUCUUUCACAUUAUCUAUGAUCUGAUUUUUUUUAACUAAAGACACUAAGAUUGAACCUAGAACCUUUUGCAUGCUAAGUAGAUGUCUGCCCCUGAGCCACAGCUCCUUCCAAAUCAACUUCUAUUAAGUCACUGUAAAUAAUUGAUGAUAGGGCUUGAAACAAAGGACCAAACUAAAUUUACUGGAAUUCAUUGUAUUGACCUCACUCAGAUCUGGAUUGGAUUUUAAUAGCUAACCGCACAGACCAGAGUCAUUUCAAAGUUGGCCUAUAAGAAUAAGGUUAUUGUGUAAAUUGAUAGCACUCAAAUGUGAUUUGCCAAGAGUCUUGUGAAACUGAGAAGUCCAGAACAGGCUCUGAAUUGGUUGGAGAAUCAACAUUUUUGUGACUAUAAGUGAGACAAAGUUAAUGCAGAAAUGAAAAUUUAAAAGUCAUUUCUAAAUUGAGCCCAGCCAUACAUUCCUGAAAGCACUUAAAAUUGCAGGCCGUUAAUCUGUUAUUUCUGGCAUGAUCUCUUUGGUUGCAGAGCAAGCUGUUUUCACAGAGGUGCUUAACUACUUUGUGGAUAACAAUUUACCAUGUACCACAAACAAACAUGUUUGCUCAGAAAUCAAUCCCACUGAUUUCUAUGGGAUUCACUCCUAAGUAAAUAUGCAUAGCUGGAUUGUAGCCUUCAAAUAUGAGUUAGUCUCUGGAAAAGGUUAAUGCUUGACAGUUGUUGGAGGCAGAUGAUUGUUGACAAAUGAGAGUGUUGCUUCCGGUUUGGCUACACCCCCAUGCUCUUUCUGCCACAUCCCCUCUCUGUUCACCCAUGGAUUGUGCAAGGUCUUUUGUAUGGCCUAGUGUGCAAGGGAACUGGGGGGCACUAGUGCAAUGGUACAAAUUGUUCUGCUCAGGAGAGUCCUAGAACCUGAUCUUUUGUUUAUUUUGAUGUGUACAGUAGAGUAUAGGAGCACAAUAAACAAUGGGAUGUGUAUAAUUCAGUAAUCUAGCCAUAUUUAACCUUAACACAGUCUGUCAAAUGGAAGUCUACAUUUUGGAUUGUACUAAUUCUAUUCUACCGCUUAUGGCCUCUUGUUUUAUUAGUGGGUCUGUUCUUGCUCAUUUUUAUUUAAGUUGGCUCUUUGGUAACAUUGUAUGUGUAAAAGUAGAGGUACUGGGGGGUUAAAAAAAGGUAAUCCCAAUGUAAAGUGUGUAAAGUUCUGUUUGUGAAUAUAGCUAAUAUAUGCUGUAUCUUUUGGCAAAACGUCUGGAUGAUGGUUCCCCAAAGCCAAUUUUUAUAUUGCUGUUCUGAUGCCACUGGAAGAGGUUCUCUACCAGGGCAUCGGGAAAAAACAUGCAAAAAACCUCACAAAUAAAUCUGAGCAAUUUGUCAGUCCCCUGUCUUGAGAGCAUUUUGUAACUUUGUAAUUUUGCAUGUGCUUAAUGUUGAUUUUCAGAAGGCUUUUUUUAAAAAAAAAAAUGUUUGUUAUUGGAUAUAAAGAAAUAAAGCACGCCAAAGGCCCCAA
Messenger RNA from Heteronotia binoei (common prickly gecko), 3448 nucleotides. It is a transcript of the gene PRNP, whose product is annotated as prion protein. Bases 144 to 926 code for a protein of 260 amino acids. Gene Ontology annotation, biological process: protein homooligomerization. Gene Ontology annotation, cellular component: membrane. The record is from RefSeq and is a predicted model, not a curated record. The transcript has 2 exons. Lineage: Eukaryota; Metazoa; Chordata; Lepidosauria; Squamata; Gekkonidae.